AUGGAUAUAGGAUUCGCUAGGAGCGAUGUCAUACGAGCGUUUGCAGAUAUUACUGAAUUAUCAAAUUUCGCGAAUGAGAAAGAAGUGCUAUUUUCUCUUCUAACGAAUUUCUGUGUUAAAGAUGUCGGAGAUCGAGCAGAUGAACAAGAAUAUGGAUGGGUAUUGAUUACACUUGAACUUAUCAAUCCUACGAAGGAUAACCACAGUUAUAAUCUUACAAACUUUGCCGAAUCCAUUGAAGGCGAAAAAAAUCCACAGAAUUAUAUCGAUGUUGUAAACUUUAUAAAGGAGGGCAUUGAAAAUCAAGAACGAUUCAAUUAUAUAACAUGGGACAAAUGGUGGUCGAUUAUGGAAAAACAAUGGGGAACACAUGCAGCACGUGAUCAACCGUUACUUUUAACAUUAUAUCAAUGUUUUAGGGAAGAUAAAGAUUAUUCUAGAAAAGCAGUUGAAAUGCAUAAACAUCUUUUACGUACUAUUCCUAAAUUCCAACCAAAUCAAUUAUCAUUUUCCAAUUUAUUGAACACUUUUACGAAUUACCAAUGCAUGCCUACAAAACAGAUUGCUGUAUUCGAACAAUAUUUACAAUCAUUCUGUUUCGAGAAAACAAACAAAACCAUACAAUGUCUAUUUGAUGCUGGAAUAACUUAUGAAAAUAUUUCUGAUAAAGAACGCGCAUUCCAAUGUUACAAAAAAAUUCUUGAACUAGAUCAAUCUAAUGAGUUCAGAAAGCACGAUGAAAUACAAAAGCGAAUCAAAAUAUUGAAAAAAACUUCUAAAGCAGAUCGAAUAGUGAACAAGGAACGUGUAAGCGCUGAUCAAGAUACUAAGAAAGAAGCUGCAAAAAUACCUGAAAUAAAUCAAAGGUCACGAUCAAAUCGUCGAAACAUGAACACUAGUACUGUGCACAAGCUGCCUAUUUUAAAUCGUAUACGAGAACUGAAGAAAUGUAUUCAUGAUCUUGACAAGUGGUAUGAUGCAGCUGACUCAAAAAUCAUUCUCCGUUUACAAAGUCAACCAAACUCGGACUUUUCGGUUAACGAUUAUCGGGUUCAGUUUUUCGUUGCUGUGCAAAAACAUAUAUCAUUAACUCCUGAGACAAUAGACGCAACGAAUCAUGUUUCUCUUACUCGUUGGCGUUAUAAAAAAUAUAUGUAUGUAUGGAUUUCGCUUAAAAAAAUGGAAGGAAUCUUAAAACUACAUAAAAAGAGAUUGGAAUGCAUUAGUGAAGUUAUUCUUCCUAGACUUGAACGGUUUCUAAAGAAGUUGACAGUGAUGAUUGUUACAACUAUAGUUUAUUUGUGUAUCGAACCAAGCACUGAGACAAUUAAUGUGAAGAAAAUGCCAUCUUUCGAUCUCAAAAAAGCAGAAAUGAGUGAACAACCUUGGUUCAAGAUUCUUAAUGAAAAUCUUCUACGUGAUAUUGAAGCACUUCCAGAAGAGACUUCAACUACUAAAUACACUUCUGUCGCUAUUCCAGAUGAUAAAAGGUUCGUUGAAGAGUCAUUUGCCGAUUUUUUAGCAAGCUUCCCAUGUAACCAUAAAACGCAUAUUUGA
Messenger RNA from Rotaria sp. Silwood2, 1557 nucleotides. Lineage: Eukaryota; Metazoa; Rotifera; Eurotatoria; Philodinida; Philodinidae. The record is from the annotation of a GenBank genome assembly.